CUGCUCCCGUCCCGGGGCACGUGUGGCUCUGCACAGCCGGCCCCUGCAACCGGCCCCCAGAGCUGUGCGCCAGGGCCCGGCCCGGCCCGACCCCCAGUGCCCCUCUCCUGCCUCAGUGAUGUGCCACUGCCAGCGCCGGGGCGCCCAGCUGCUCCUGGGCAGAGAGGCUCAUCUGCACGUCUUUGAGCACGGAGGUGUUGCCCAGGUAGCCGGGGUCCACUCCCAAGCACUGCAGGACCUGCCAGACGGCACCUUGGACCUGGACGAGCUGGAGUCUGCCAUCCGUGAGGCCGCUGGCAGCCAGUACCACCCCCGCCCAGAGCUGGUCUGCCUGGAGAACACCCACAGCUCGGCGGGGGGCCGGGCGCUGCCCCUGGGCUACCUCAGGGAGGUGCGUCUGCUCACUGACCGCUACAGGCUGCGCAUACACAUGGACGGGGCACGGCUGGCCAAUGCAGCCGUGGCCCAGGGCGUGGCACCGGCCCAGAUUGCCCAGCAUUGUGACUCCGUCACCCUCUGCUUCUCCAAGGGCCUGGGCGCCCCGGCCGGCGCAGUGCUCGCAGGCCACCGGGAGCUGGUGGUGGAGGCCUGGCGCGCGCGGAAGCUGCUGGGGGGCGGCAUGCGCCAGGCAGGGGUGCUGGCCGCAGCUGCCUGCGUAGGGCUGGCACGCAUGGAGGAGACACUGCGCAGGGACCAUGACAACGCCCGGCGCUUCGCCCAAGCUGUCCAGGCACUGGGCUCCCCCGUCUGCUCUGUCAACCCCGCGGUUGUGGAGACCAACGUGGUGCUGCUGUGCGUGGGCGAGGGCUGGCCAUCCCCCACGGAGCUGUGCGCACGUCUGGAGGCCGUGAGCGCCGAGGAGGAGGCCGAGACGGGCCGUGCUGUCAGCCUGCGCCUCCUGCCCUGGUCAGCCCGCUGCCUGCGUGCUGUAUGGCACCGCGAUGUCUCUGCCGAGGACACCGAGCUGGCCAUGGACAAGCUGAGGUUCGUGGCAGAGAAGUGCCGGCAGGAGCGUGAGGCUGUGUCCUAGCCCAGGGGGCCACGAGAUGGGAACACUGCAGCUCCCCCAUGCCCUGCACAGCUAGGACAGACCCCACAGACAGACCUGGAACCAGCAGGGCGAUGCCAUGUGCUCUGGCACAGCCCCAGCAGGGUGCUGGGUGGCUGAGCUCUAAGCGAUGCCCCCGGGGGCUGCAGAGACCCCCGCCCGUCUGCAGGAGCUGAAUAAAGGACAAGGCCCCAGCUCCAGCCUGUGUCCCCCGCUCCCCCAGGGAGGGGCGAGGGGACCUGGGCAGGGGGUGGCCCACAGACAGAUGGAUGUGAUGAGACAGACGAGCCUUUUAUUCAAGCACGACACUGUUGCGGGGGCAGGGCAGGCGUGGGCCAGAGGCCCUGGAAGCAGAGGGCAGCUAAAGCCCCAGCAGCACGUGGCAGGAGGGGGGGGGGCACGGGCACAGCGGGCUCAGGAUGGGGCCGGCUGCCGCAGGAGCUGCCUGGCACUGGGCCAGCAGCCCCCUCCCCUGCCGUGCUCCUCUCCAGCCCCACAGGGUUUGUCAGGCUGCACCGGGCAGGGGGAGCAGGGUCUCCUGUCUGGGCAGGCACCGACCCAUAGGGGCAGGGGGAGCCCAGCUGGAGGCCUGGCUUGCAGCCCCCUCCUUUCAGCGGGGCAGCCCUGCUGGAUCCACGGCACUGUGGCC
Messenger RNA from Alligator sinensis (Chinese alligator), 1697 nucleotides. Its product is annotated as probable low-specificity L-threonine aldolase 2. Gene Ontology annotation, biological process: L-threonine catabolic process; glycine biosynthetic process. The transcript is spliced from 5 exons. Bases 119 to 1030 code for a protein of 303 amino acids. The record is from RefSeq and is a predicted model, not a curated record. Gene Ontology annotation, cellular component: cytosol. Gene Ontology annotation, molecular function: L-allo-threonine aldolase activity. NCBI's taxonomy places the organism in Eukaryota, Metazoa, Chordata, Crocodylia, Alligatoridae.